This is a messenger RNA of Aspergillus mulundensis, 1041 nucleotides long. Its product is annotated as dihydroneopterin aldolase. Gene Ontology annotation, cellular component: cytoplasm. The record is from RefSeq and is a predicted model, not a curated record. NCBI's taxonomy places the organism in Eukaryota, Fungi, Ascomycota, Eurotiomycetes, Eurotiales, Aspergillaceae. Gene Ontology annotation, biological process: folic acid-containing compound metabolic process. The transcript has 2 exons. Bases 1 to 1041 code for a protein of 346 amino acids. Gene Ontology annotation, molecular function: dihydroneopterin aldolase activity.
AUGGCCGAGCAACGAGUCAACGUCCACAUCCCCUCUCACCCAGCCGUCCUCGACAGUGUGCGCCUUCGCAACAUCCAGCUUCCCCUCCCCGCAGCACCAGACCCAUGGCACCGCAACGGUAAAUCGCAACCCUGCACCGCAUCGCUGAAGCUCUCAUACUCUUCCGCCGUGGCAGCCGCCAACGCCGACGAUGUCUCCCUCUCCCUCGACUAUGGGAAGCUCUACCGCCGCCUGGAGGAGGAAAUUCGCAAUAUGACAGCAGGAAGCAAGCCCAGCGCAGCCACCCCGGGGCAGCACAUGAUUAGCGUCGAGGGAAGCCGGCGCGAGGAGAUGUUGAGGGCCGAUAUCGGCCAGGACGUGCGUCUGACCGCGGGGAUUGUCGCGAACUGCGGCCUAGGACUGCUCGAGGAGACGGCGGCUGGGGUUCGACGGAUGGCACACGUGCAGCACAGCCGGCGGAGGAGUAGCGCGUCUGCUUCUGAGGCGCGGGGCGCGGUCUUCAAUAACAAGGCUCCCUCAUCGUCGUCUGCCGGGCCUAUCGAUGAUGUCUAUGGCCAGUGCGAGGUUUGGCUUCAUCUACCAAAGGCUCUACUACGUGCCGAGAACGGCCUCCACUACCGCAGCUCUACGGUCUGGGGGUACAGACAAGGAAGCACAGAGCGGUGCCCUGUAGUUUUGGAAGAGGAGUUUCGGAUUGAGGGGAUCCGGUGCUAUUGUAUCCUGGGUGUGAACUCGCAUGAGCGGGUUGAGAAGCAGGCCGUGAUUAUCUCGUUGGAGUUCAAGGGCCCAGGGCAGCUGGCUUGGGGGUCGACUGUCGUUGAUACUUACCAGGUGAUGACUAGGGCUGUUGCAGAGCGCGUUGAAGAGACUUCAUUCCAGACAGUCGAGGCGCUGGCGACGUUUGUAGCGCGCAUUGUAACGGUGGACUACGCCAAUGAGCGAGUGACUGUAAGAGUUGAGAAGCCAAGUGCGCUGGCAUUCGUGGAGGCUUCAGGCGUGGAGGUGACUAGGUCCCAGGCCUUUUUUGAGAGAUCUCCUUGA